Messenger RNA from Magallana angulata, 986 nucleotides. Its product is annotated as heavy metal-binding protein HIP-like. The record is from RefSeq and is a predicted model, not a curated record. The transcript has 2 exons. Bases 155 to 949 code for a protein of 264 amino acids. Lineage: Eukaryota; Metazoa; Mollusca; Bivalvia; Ostreida; Ostreidae. Gene Ontology annotation, molecular function: protein binding.
CAUCCUUUGCCCUGUUUACUAUUGGACGUUUGUAUAUCUCAUAAUUCACCUCGUAUGUACUCAAUCUUAACUGCUAUCACAUUUCAGUCUAUUCCUUGUGAUUACAUGUACAUGAUAAGGGAUUGAAGGACAAAAUUUUGUACUUUUGGUCUCAAUGGAAAACAUGGUUCACCCAUUCGCAGUUGUUUUCUGUGCAUUUCUUUUAAGCGAUUUCCAUGGAUAUUUUGUGUACGGGGCCAACAAAAGCAAAGGCUCUGACAAUGAACACCAGCAGCAACUAUUCAACCUACUGGUAUCUCAAAACCGGCGAUUUGAAAUCCUUGAAUCCAGAAAUCGUGAAUUACUGGCAAUGGUGGAAAGGCAAACGAAACAAAUGAGUCAUAUGGCUAGCAAUAUCCUAGAGUUGCAGGAAACAGUAGAGAAGCAAAGACACCAGCUUGAUAGCGUUUACAAGAUAUUGAAGGAAAACACUAAUGAUAAAAGAACUGAAACGUAUACCAAUGACAACACUGACCAGAAAAAACGGCUAUUAGUCGGAACAUUGGCAGUGCCAGUCGCCUUCCAAGCCUACCUCAGCAGAGCACAAACAAAUCCAAACGGACACCAAACUAUCAUCUUCGACAAUGUGGAACUCAAUGUCGGCAAUGGCUACCAUCAUACAUCCGGGAUCUUCGUGGCUCCAGAGGCCGGAAUCUAUGCCUUCUCCUGGUCGAUCCGUCUGUUUGGUAAUGCUUCACAUUCCGCCCAGCUGAUGGUCGGGGACCAGGAGUAUGACGGGGUGUACCUGUCUGUGAGGAACGGUGACAACGAGAACGUCAGUGGCACGGCGGUGGCUCAGCUGGAGAGAGGACAGGACGUGUUCGUCAGGACCCACGCGGCCUUCAACUAUGGCGACAUCCACAGUGACCCACUAGGUCGAUCAUCUUUCUGCGGGUGGAGGGUGAACUGAUUUUAUCAUUGUUUUAAUAAAUACAUUUAAAACCUUU